CACUGGGAUUCUGGACGAGGGUCCAAUUUGGACUUUCAUUUCCGGACUCAAAAAACACUGUCCUGCAGUCACCCUUGGCUCAUAUCCUGCGCAUCUCAGUCAGUGGUUGGACAUCCAAAGUCAGUCACAAGGAAAAAACAACUUGCUAAGCAAGAGCAAGAGAUUGCCAUCACUCGAGCCAUCAAUGAGUACCGUACCGAGCAGAGAAAAGAUGAACCCACAAAAAGCCUCCGUGCAAUCUGUCGAGAAGUUCAGGAGAAGUAUCGAGCAGAAACUGAAGAACGCGCGAAGAUAUCUGGAGAAGCAUCGGCUUGCGUGGAAAAAGCCAACACGAGGUAAGUUGGAAGCGCCGUUACCUAAACCGGUAGUUGCGGAGGGCACUGCAGGUGACAAGCUUGAUGUCGACGAGGAUGAGCGCGAGAAUGCCAGUGACGAGGAUGAAGAGGAGUAGUAACUAGCCUGAGGAUCGUUACGG
Suillus subaureus is the source of this 475-nucleotide messenger RNA. RefSeq lists its product as uncharacterized. The record is from RefSeq and is a predicted model, not a curated record. The transcript is spliced from 2 exons. NCBI's taxonomy places the organism in Eukaryota, Fungi, Basidiomycota, Agaricomycetes, Boletales, Suillaceae. Bases 185 to 451 code for a protein of 88 amino acids.